AUGUUGACAAACAGGGGUUAUAACUUGACCACAAAACUUGCUGACGAAUCAUCCAUUUCACUUAAAUACCUUGGGGAAUAUUUAUACUCGGGCCUAAUUAUUCUAGCCCCGUCCGUUAGCGAAUUUGGGGGUGCAUUAAAUGUUAAGGAAAUAAUCGAUUUCGUUGACGAUGGGGGGAACCUCGUUGUAGUUGCUGGCCCAAAUGUAGGUGAAUCGAUUCGAGAGUUAGGGAGUGAAUGCGGUGUGGAGUUUGACGAAGAAAACACUCUUGUUAUCGACCAUUUCAAUUUCGACAAAAAGGAUGAUGGUUUACACUCUUUAAUCGCUGUGUCUGUAGAUAAUCUAGUCAAAAGCAGUGUGAUAACUGGAGGGAAAGUUGGUGCACCUUUGUUAUAUCGUGGGAUAGGUAUUUCAGCUGAUCAAACUAACCCUUUGCUCAUUGAUGUCUUACAUGGAUCGAAAACUUGUUACAGCUACAAUCCAGACAAAACCAUAACAGAUUAUCCAAAUACUGUCGGCACAAACACUCAACUGAUCACGGCAUUGCAAGCAAGAAAUAACGCUCGUGCCUUGUUCAUUGGUUCGUUGGAUUUUUUGUCGAAUUCGUUUUUUGAAUCUACCGUUGAGACUGAGUCUCAUAAGAGUGUUGUUUGUGGCAACCAGAUGCUUACUGAUAAUCUGUUGCGAUGGGUUUUGGGUGAGCGUGGUCAGCUGCGACAUACUUACGUGAAACACCACCGAGUGGGUGAAACUCUUCCACCUAGCCAGUAUACGAUUAUGGAUGACGUUAUUUACAUAAUCAAAAUAGAAACAAAAGACGAUAACGGGAAUUGGGUUCCUUUCAAUGCAGACGAUGUCCAGUUGGAGUUUGUGCGAAUAGAUCCAUUUAUCAGAAAGAAAAUGGAACACAAAGAUGGUGAAUACAAACUUGCUAUGAAACUACCUGAUGUGUACGGAGUAUUCAAAUUCGUAGUUGAUUAUUAUCGUGUUGGCUAUACACACCUAAUAAGUGUUACUCAAGUUCCUGUUCGUCCAUUUACACAUACACAAUAUGAACGAUUCCUCGUGGCUGCUUAUCCUUAUUAUAGUAGUGCUAUAUCAAUGAUGAUUGGCCUAAUAUUAUUUAGUUUUGUAUUUUUGUAUUUAAGGGAUGAUAAGGAAAAAGGUGAAUAA
Schistosoma spindalis is the source of this 1173-nucleotide messenger RNA. Lineage: Eukaryota; Metazoa; Platyhelminthes; Trematoda; Strigeidida; Schistosomatidae. The record is from the annotation of a GenBank genome assembly.